ACCUCCGAGGAAGGAUUGGUGACCCUGGUGCCAACGAGGGGCGGGCGAUGCCACAUCUCAUCGUGCCUUGACCCCUCGGGGCGCCCCUCUCCAGAGACAAAGUGGUCUUAUUUGUUGCCCUGUUGAUUCUGAACUCCAAGGCCCAAGUGAUCCUCCUGCCUCAGCCUCCUAAGUAGCUGGGACUAUAGGCAUGCAAUACCAUACCUGCUUGGAAAUCUGCAUUCUUAUGAGCAACCCAGAAGAAUGUAAUGUAGGGUCAUUAGAACACACUUUAAACAACGCUGCAGUAAGUACGAGAAAUCACACAUCAAAUGCUUGGCAGUGUAUCUGGGUGCUUAGUAGGCAUUGUAGUGUUUGCUGAGUGCGUGGAUAAACUGAUGAGUGGAUGGAUAACCUUGUAUCUUGGUCCUUGUCUGGAGUGGGGAAACUGGAGCUGAGUUAUCCAGCCAGUUAUCUGCUCCUUGCCCAGACCUGGGUCCUCCCUGCAGAGUCAUUAGCAGGUUGUGGGAGCUGCUCUGGCCUGGUUUACCAAUAUGGAGGAGAUGGCUGCGAAGGCACCGUGUGAACCCUUGAAGACCAGCGUGCCUUCCCAGAGCCGCUGUCAAAACUGCUUCCACCCAGAGGAGGGCCACCGAGCAAGGCACCAGGAGCCAGGGAGCCCUCCAAGUGCCGAGGUACCCUACUGCGACCUGCCCUGCUGUCCGCCUGCCCCUGAGGACACGCUCAGCACUGCAGCCUCCACCUGCCAGCCUGUGGUGGGCCCGGGCCUCAGGCAGGGGCCGGAGAGGGACUCGUCCUGCACAGCAGGGCUCUCUGACGAGGGCCCCAAAGCCAUUCUCGGGAGUGGGCGUGGGGACCUCGAGGCAGUGCUCUAUUUGGAAAGCCCGGCUUCCUCUCUGUGUGACAGUUGUGACAAGAGCCCCAGCUUUGACACCAGCUCUGGCCCCGACAGUGACACCCCUGAUGAUACGAGCAACUCAUCUUCUGUGGACUGGCACGCUGUUGAGAGGUGGGACGAAGUCCCCAGCCAGGACGAGCUCACCGUGAUGAUCCCUCGGAGGACCCAGGAGGGGCCAAGAGCUGACAGUGCCUGGAGGGUCACCAGGUCCCCUGUGAGAGGAGGCACAGCAGGCCAAAGAAAGGAGGACACUCACAGCAGGAGCAGGAGUCCCGGACAGCACUGGGUGAAGCUUCGGGGAGACAGUGGCAGCUUCUUGGAGCGACAUCGCUCCUUGCCAACCCAGGCUUCCUCUGAGAAACCACAGAGUGGACCUCGAAGUGCCACCCACCAGGUGUCCUCUGCCCAAAGGGACAUUGCCCAGGCUCCUUCUACACAAGGACUCCUAAGAGCCUCCUCUCCCCAUCGAAUCACCCAGAAGGACAACGCCAGGACCUCAUCCACGCGAUGGGACACCCCCAGGGCCUCAUCCACACAGCAGAACACCCCAAGAACGUCCUCUCCCUCAAGAGUCUCCCACAACCCCAGAACCUCCCCCCCUCAACAGAACAAUCCUCAACUUUCUUCUCUUCUCAGAGCCACCCAACAAGACAGUCAGAGAACCCCUUGUACCCAACAGGACAACCUCCCAAGCUCUUUUCAUACUUGUCCUCCUCAGCGGGAAACCCCCAGGAUAUCCUGUGCCCAAAAGGACAAUGCCAGAGCCACCUCUCCCAACAGAGCCACCCAACGGGAAACUCCCAAGGCAUCCUGUCCCCAAUGGGACAAUCCCAGAACCUCUUCUCCAAAUCGAGCUCCCCAGAAGGAAAACUCUAGAACAUCCUGUGCCCAAAGGGACAAUGCCAGAGCCUCCUCUCCUAACAGAGCUUCCCAAAGAGAGAACUCUAGAACAUCCUGUGCCCAACGGGACAGUCCCAGAGCCUCCUCUCCUAACAGAACUUCCCAAAGAGGGAACUCUAAAACAUCCUCUGCCCAACGGGACAGUCCCAGAGCCUCCUCUCCUAACAGAGCUUCCCAAAGAGAGAACUCUAGAACAUCCUGUGCCCAACGGGACAAUCCCAGAGCCUCCUCUCCUAACAGAGCUUCCCAAAGAGAAAAUUCUAGAACAUCCUGUGCCCAAUGGGACAACCCCAGGUCCUCACCUCCCAGCAGAAGCUCCCAGAAGGAAAACCUCAGAACUUCCUGUAUCCAACAAAACACUUCCAAAACCUCUUCCACCCACCGAGACAACCCAAAACCCUCUCGUAGCAGAUGGGAGCACCUCAGAAGCACCUGCACCCAGCGGGAUUCCUCACACUACUCUUCCCAUCAGCGAGAUGGCCCUGGGACUUCCUCCCCUCAGAGGUACACCCAAAGGGACAAUCCUGGACCGUCAUCUCCUCGCCACGCCACUCAACGGAGCAAUCCCAGGAGUCCCUCUCCCCAUCAAACCAACAAGGACAUCCCCUGGGCGUCCUUUCCCCUCCGGCCUACGCCAAGUGAUGGUGCCCGAGCCUGUUCCCCAUCUCGCUCCAAGCAAAGCGAGGUGCCCUGGGCAUCCAUUGCCCUCCGGCCAACCCAAGGUGACAGGCCUCGGACCUCCUCUCCCACCAGACCAGGCCAGCGUGACACACCCCAGUCCUCCUGUGCACCGGUCCGGCACAAUGCGCCACCCCAAGCUGCCUCUUCCUCCCAUAACCCAGGCCACCUCAGUGCCUCCCGGACUUCCUCACCUCUGUACCCUGUGACACGUGGGGCACCCCAGACCUCCUCCGAGCCCUCCCAGCCUCCAUACUCUGUGUGCAUCGGCCACCGCGACGCCCCGCGAGCCUCUUCGCCUCCUCGCUCCUUGCAGCACGACCCGUUCCCCUUCUUUCCGGAGCCCCGUGCCCCCGAGAGCGAAUCAUCUCACCAUGACCCUCCCUAUAUGCCACCUGCUGUGUGCAUCGGGCACCGCGAUGCCCCUCGGGCAUCCUCACCCCCUCGCUACACUCAGUUCGACCCCUUCCUCUUCCUCCCAGACACGUCAGAUACGGAGAACCACAGCGAGUGUCCCCAGCACGACCCUCCACACUUCCCCCCACCUGUGUGUAUUGGGCACCGGGAUGCGCCCCGCGCCUCCUCCCCGCCACGCCAGUUCCCAGAGCCCUCCUUCCUGUUCCAGGAUCUCCCCAGGGCCAGCACCGAGAGCCUCGUGCCCUCCACGGACUCCCUGCACGAGCGCCCCCACACCCCCACCUCCGUGUGCAUCGGCCACCGGGACGCCCCCUCCUUCUCAUCGCCCCCGCGCCAAGCCCCUGAGCCCUCGCUCUUCUUCCAGGAGCCCCCGGGGGCCAGUAUGGAGAGUCUCGCCCUCUCCACUGACUCUCUGCAUGGCUGCCCCCCGACCCCCCCGCAGGUGUGCAUCGGGCACCGCGAUGCGCCUCGAGCGUCCUCCCCACCCCGACACCCGCCCACAGACCUAGCGCUCCUGGCACCCUCGCCCCCACCGGGCAGCUCCAGGGGCCCUCGGGGCUCAGCGCCUCCCGGGGAGACCAGGCACAACUUGGAGAGGGAGGAGUACACCGUGCUGGCCGACUUGCCCCCGCCCAGGAGGCUGGCCCAGAGGGACCCAGCACCCCAGGCGCAAGGCAGCAGCGGGGGCCGCACUCGAAGCCCUGGCCGCACUGAGGUGGAGCGCCUCUUCGGGCAGGAGCGCAGGAAGUCCGGGUCUCCAGGAACCUUCCAGGCUCGGGAUGAGGGAUGGUCACCGCGGCCCAGCCAAGGUCAGAGCCAGCCUCUCCGAAGACAGCCCAGCCCUGCCGCAGGGAGGCAGGUGACCAAGGCCCCUGCCAAGCAGGCAGAAUGGACCAGAAGGAGCCCAGCAGAGCCCGCUCGAUCCAGGAGUCUUGAGAGACAGCCUGAGGGGGAUCAGCAGCAACAGCGAUCCUCACCGCCCCCCAGGACAUCAGCCAGGCCCCCUGAGAGGGAGCUGCUGCGGACAGAGAAAGCUCCGGAGAGGGACAGAGGUGGCCCAAGGCAGCCACUGGUGGGGUGGCAGAGUCAGCAGGAGCUGCCAGGAUCCCAGGUCCCUCACAGACACCUGGAAAGGAGCUGGAGCAGCCAGGAGGAGGGCCCGAGCCCUGGGGGCUUGCCAGGACUUUGGGAGCCCAGCCUGGGGACUGCAGGAGCCCUGGAGGGAGCAUGGCAGGGCCUUCCCAGAGAGAACAGGGAGAGCUGGGGGCAGUCUGAGGCCUGGGAGGAGCCCCCCAGUAAUGGGCUGCAGGAGUGCCCCCAGAAGCCAGCCCUAAGGGCCUGGAGCAGCCUACAGGAGCUGUCCUUUCCCCCCAAGCCUGGGAGCCUCCCAGAGCACUCCUGGGUAGGCCUGGAAGAAUCCUCCCAUCCCCAACGGCCUGAGAUGCCCACGGCCAUGGGCUGGGGCCCUGAGAGGCCACCUGAGCUGGACUGGAGGGACCUGCUGGGCCUCUUCCGGGCCCCUGGGGAGGGGGCCUGGGCCCGACUCCCGAGGCUGGACUGGGAAGGCCUCCUGGAGCUCCUGCAGGCCAAGCUGCCCCACAAGGACCCAGCUGGACACUGGGGUGACCCGGCUUCAGGGCCACAGCCGGGUCCCCCAGAGACAAAGGAUGAUGUCCUGGAGCAGGAGCAACACAGCCAGCCCGGAGGCUGGGCUUCAGCCACUGUAGCCAAUGGGCACAGCCCUGGGCAGCAGCCCCAGAUCCCAGCCCAGCUGCCCAGCCCUGCCUGCACCUCCACCCAGUGGCCGAAGACCCAAGAGACAAGUGGGCUAGUGACCUUGUCUCUGCCUGGAGGGCAGCAAACAGUCCGGCUGGAGCAGAACAGGCCGGCAGAGGGCCCCAGCCUCCCGGAGCCAGAGUUCCAACCGGAGGAGCCUGAGGCAUCAGAACCAAGCAGAGGCCAAGACUCACUGACUGAGCAGGAGCAGGCAAACUCGGCAGACAAGAGGCCAGCAGAGGGCAAGGCUGGGAGCCCGCUCAAGGGCCGACUGGUGACCUCAUGGCGGAUGCCCGGGGACCGGCCCACGCUGUUCAAUCCGUUCCUGCUGUCCCUGGGGGUCCUCAGGUGGCAAAGGCCUGAUCUGCUCAACUUCAAGAAGGGAUGGAUGUCAAUCUUGGAUGAGCCAGGAGAGUGGAAGAAGCACUGGUUUGUGCUGACAGAUUCAAGCCUCAAGUAUUACAGAGACUCCACCGCUGAGGAGGCAGAUGAGCUGGAUGGCGAGAUCGACCUGCGCUCUUGCACAGAUGUCACCGAGUAUGCAGUGCAGCGCAACUAUGGCUUUCAGAUCCAUACCAAGGACGCUGUCUAUACCUUGUCGGCCAUGACCUCGGGCAUCCGGCGGAACUGGAUCGAGGCUCUGAGGAAGACUGUGCGUCCAACUUCAGCCCCUGAUGUCACCAAGCUCUCGGACUGCAACAAGGAGAACACGCUGCAUGGCUACGGCCCCCAGAAGGGCUUCCUGAAGGCGGGGGAGCAGCGAGCCGGCUCAGAGGUUGGCGGGCGCAGCGGCCCCCGCAAGGCAGACGGGCCCCGGCAGUCCCUGGACUAUGUAGAGCUCUCACCCUUGACCCAGGGCGGCCCACAGCGGGCCUGCACCCCAGCCAAGCAGGAGGAACUGGAGCGGGACCUGGCCCAGCGCUCUGAGGAGCGUCGCAAGUGGUUCGAGGCCACCGACAGCCGGGCCCCUGAGACUGGCGAGGCACCACGCCGGGGCCUGGGUGCCCCACUGACCGAGGAUCAGCAGAGCCGACUCAGCGAGGAGAUCGAGAAGAAGUGGCAGGAGCUGGAGAAGCUGCCCCUGCGGGACAACAGGCGGGUGCCGCUCACCGCCUUGCUCAACCAGGGCCGCAGUGAGCGCCGAGCGCCCCCGAGUAACACCCACGAGGCCCUGGAGAAGGAGGUGCAGUCUCUUCGUGCCCAGCUGGAGGCGUGGCGAGUCCGUGGGGAGGCUCCUCAGAGCACACCCAGGCCACCAGAGGACAGCCACAUCCCGCCAGGCUACAUCUCCCAGGAGGCCUGUGAGCGCGGCCUGGCAGAGAUGGAGUCCUCCCACCAGCAGGCGAUGGAGCAGUUGCAGCGACACCACGAGCGAGAGCUGCAGCGGCUGCAGCAGGAGAAGGAACAGCUGCUGGCCGAGGAGACGGCGGCCACAGCCUCCGCUAUCGAGGCCAUGAAGAAGGCCUACCAGGAAGAGCUGAGCCGGGAGCUGAGCAAAACCCGGAGUCUCCAGCAGGGCCCCGACGGCCUCCGGAAGCAGCACCAGUCCGACGUGGAGGCGCUAAAGCGGGAGCUGCAGGUGUUGUCUGAGCAGUACUCACAGAAGUGCCUGGAGAUCGGGGCGCUGACACGGCAGGCCGAGGAGCGGGAGCACAAGCUGCGGCGCUGCCAGCAGGAGGGCCAGGAGCUGCUGCGCCACAACCAGGAGCUGCAUGCCCGCCUGUCAGAGGAGAUUGACCGACUGCGCAGCUUCGUGGCCUCGAAGGGCACCAGCAACAGCUGUGGGCGUGGCAGUGAGCGGAGCUCCUGUGAGCUGGAGGUGCUGCUGCGGGUGAAGGAGAAUGAGCUUCAGUACCUGAAGAAGGAGGUACAGUGCCUCCGGGACGAGCUCCAGACCAUGCAGAAGGACAAGCGCUUCACCUCGGGAAAGUACCAGGAUGUAUAUGUGGAGCUGAAUCACAUCAAGACUCGGUCCGAGCAGGAGAUUGAGCAGCUGAAGGAGCACCUGCGCCUCGCCAUGGCCGCCCUGCAGGAGAAGGAGGGCACGCGCAACAGCCUGGCGGAGUAGAGGUGGGCGCCUUGGACGCCGUGAGGCCUGGACCCACCCACACCUGUCCCGCAAGGGGCUUCCAGUGCUGUGUCUUUGCUCUGGGAGGAGCAGUCCGCCUCAGCCCUCAGCAUCCACCCUCGUCUCCCAGGUCUCUCGGUCCACCCAGCUGCAGUCCUUUCAGCCAAAUGGGACCAGUGGCCUCCUUUCCUGACAGAUGGGAGUCAAACACCGAGCUUCCUCCCCACCCUCUGUGGUCCGCAGGCGCGUGUGCACCUGCCACACACACAGGUACACACAAUCACGCGCAUGCACACACACACACACACUCGGCAUAUCUGAGCAUGCCCCUCGCACUGGGUCUUACCUUGCACCUUCAGGAUUUUCUAUGUGAAGAGAUUUUUAUAUAGAUUUUUUUCCCAAACACUUUAUACUUUUUGAAAAUGCUAACCCUGGUGGCCUGUGUCUCCACACUGGCUCUGCUCUGUCUCCAGCCUCUGCUUGGCUUCUGUGCAGUGGCCCUGGCAGUGGACACUGCCCAGGAGGGGUGGGAAGCCAGCCCCCUCCUCCCACCCUACCUCCUACUAACAACUUCCUGCCCUGGGUGGACCCACACCCAGUGGUUAUGGACAGAGGGGCGGAGGGAGCCAGCAGUCCCGUGUCCCCUCUGAGGGGCACUGGAUGUGGAUCCGCUGGUGUCACCCAUGAAGGCUCCUCUCUCCUCUGGGAACCUUCUUAACUUAAUAAAACAUUCCUUUGGCUCAGAUGUCCUAGAUGGCCAGGCAAGGUGGGACGUGGAGAUUGGGGUUUCUUAUGGUGUCUUCCAGCUCGCACCCUUUCCUUCCUGAUAUUGGUGACUGCUGGUGGCUGUGGGCUGCUGAGAAUCUAGUUCUUCCACAGGCCAGGGACUGUGACGUUCCUGUGUGGUGCCAGGGAGUCCAGCCCACCCUGACCUACUGAGU
Messenger RNA from Fukomys damarensis (Damara mole-rat), 7678 nucleotides. It is a transcript of the gene Triobp, whose product is annotated as TRIO and F-actin binding protein. NCBI's taxonomy places the organism in Eukaryota, Metazoa, Chordata, Mammalia, Rodentia, Bathyergidae. Bases 534 to 6737 code for a protein of 2067 amino acids. Gene Ontology annotation, molecular function: actin filament binding. Gene Ontology annotation, biological process: positive regulation of substrate adhesion-dependent cell spreading; actin filament organization. Gene Ontology annotation, cellular component: actin cytoskeleton. The record is from RefSeq and is a predicted model, not a curated record. The transcript is spliced from 22 exons.